AUGGAUGAGUUUUCGGAGGUCUCUAUAACUCUGGGCUUGCCCGGGAGCGCACUAGGUCCUCUAUUGAAAAGGUUUGCUGGGAGCGUCCAUAUUGAAGAUUCUAGAGGGCACCGAGAUUACGACAAAUGGAGAUGA
This is a messenger RNA of Acaulospora colombiana, 135 nucleotides long. NCBI's taxonomy places the organism in Eukaryota, Fungi, Glomeromycota, Glomeromycetes, Diversisporales, Acaulosporaceae. The record is from the annotation of a GenBank genome assembly.